CGGGCCGUCGCCGCAGCAUCUUCUGCCCCUGCGCCCCCGCCAGCCCUGAGGAAGUCCCCGCCGAGGACCGGAGCCCCAGGGAGCGCAGGAGGAAAGACCAGAGACUCCCCUAAAACAUCCAGAUGCUGAGGAUCGAAGCAGCCUAGCCAAAGCUUUCUGUGGAUUAAAAAUAUAUACGAUUUUUUUUUUUUUUGGCAGAAAAGGAGAAGACCAGAGGGGAUCUGCAAGGAAAAAGAGGGGAUGUAACUCGUGGAUACGUUUUUUUCCACCCCUCAAACGUCUUGUUUUACUUUGUAAACAUUUUUUUUAAGACCCCAGCUCCAGCCUUACGGCCCCAGACCUCCAGGGUGCAAGGAGGCGGUUUUCAUUUGGGGCUUUGCAUAUUUGAUUCUUAAAUUUGAAAGAGCCUCCGUAUUUCGCCAGACAUCUCAUGCGGGGUGAAGUCCACUCGACCCCCUUCCCCGAGUCUUCGUGUGUACGGAAUUCGAGGAGAUCCGGUUACUAAGGAUAUAGAGGAAAAAAAUAAAUCGCGUGCCUGCUUUUUUUUUUUUUUUUUUUAAAUUGCCUGCUUCUCCCCACCCCCAAAUUAAGUUGCUUAGCAAGGGGGAAAGAGGCUUUUUCCUCCCUUCAGCCCAGCCGAACGCCUUUCGUUUUUUGCCCCCGCGGAUCUUCCAUGUAGGAAGCCGAGGCUGGCGAGCCCGACAAUCGGGAGCCGCUGCGGGGGGGCCUCUUUUUGGGGAGGCGUUGACCCGGGCAGGCUUCGCCGCCCCCAGGGAAGAGGCAGCCGCGUUCCUCCGGGGUGCGCCGGGGCCCGAGAGCCGCGCACGGCGCGGGCCGCGCGGGGUGGGGCAGCCGGAGCGCAGGCCCCCGAACCCCGGCGGGCGCCUCCGGGCCCCCGCGCGCGCCCCGGCCUCCGGGAGACUGGCGCAUGCCACGGAGCGCCCCUCGGGCCGCCGCCGCUCCUGCCCGGGCCCCUGUUGCUGCUGUUGUCGCCUGCGCCUGCUGCCCCAACUCGGCGCCCGACUUCUUCAUGGUGUGCGGAGGUCAUGUUCGCUCCUUAGCCGGCAAACGACUUUUCUCCUCGCCUCCUCGCCCCGCAUGUUCAGGACCAAACGAUCUGCGCUCGUCCGGCGUCUCUGGAGGAGCCGUGCGCCCGGCGGCGAGGACGAGGAGGAGGGUGCGGGGGGAGGCGGAGGAGGAGGCGAGCUGCGGGGAGAAGGGGCGACGGACGGCCGGGCGCAUGGGGCCAGUGGCGGCGGCGCAGGCAGGGCUGGCUGCUGCCUGGGCAAGGCGGUCCGAGGUGCCAAAGGUCACCACCAUCCCCAUCCCCCAGUCGCGGGCACCGGCGCGGCCGGGGGCUCCGAGGCGGAUCUGAAGGCGCUCACACACUCGGUGCUCAAGAAACUGAAGGAACGGCAGCUGGAGCUGCUGCUCCAGGCCGUGGAGUCCCGCGGCGGGACGCGCACCGCGUGCCUCUUGCUUCCCGGCCGCCUGGACUGCAGGCUGGGCCUGGGGGCGCCCGCCGGCUCGCAGCCCACUCAGCCGCCCGCGUCCUAUUCGCUCCCCCUCCUGCUGUGCAAAGUGUUCAGGUGGCCGGAUCUCAGGCAUUCCUCGGAAGUCAAGAGGCUGUGUUGCUGUGAAUCUUACGGGAAGAUCAACCCCGAGCUGGUGUGCUGCAACCCCCAUCACCUUAGCCGACUCUGCGAACUAGAGUCUCCCCCUCCUCCUUACUCCAGAUACCCGAUGGAUUUUCUCAAACCAACUGCAGACUGUCCAGAUGCUGUGCCUUCCUCCGCUGAAACAGGGGGAACGAAUUAUCUGGCCCCUGGGGGGCUUUCAGAUUCCCAACUUCUUCUGGAGCCUGGGGAUCGGUCACACUGGUGCGUGGUGGCAUACUGGGAGGAGAAGACGAGAGUGGGGAGGCUCUACUGUGUCCAGGAGCCCUCCCUGGACAUCUUCUAUGAUCUACCUCAGGGGAAUGGCUUUUGCCUCGGACAGCUCAGUUCGGACAACAGGAGUCAGCUGGUGCAGAAAGUACGGAGCAAAAUCGGCUGCGGCAUCCAGCUCACGCGGGAAGUGGAUGGCGUGUGGGUGUACAACCGCAGCAGUUACCCCAUCUUCAUCAAGUCGGCCACACUGGACAACCCGGACUCCAGGACGCUGUUGGUACACAAAGUGUUCCCCGGUUUCUCCAUCAAGGCUUUUGACUACGAGAAAGCGUACAGCCUGCAGCGGCCCAACGACCAUGAGUUCAUGCAGCAGCCGUGGACUGGCUUCACUGUGCAGAUCAGCUUCGUGAAGGGCUGGGGCCAGUGCUACACCCGCCAGUUCAUCAGCAGCUGCCCGUGCUGGUUGGAGGUCAUCUUCAACAGCCGGUAGCCGCGUGGGGAGAGGACAGAGCGUGAGCCGAGUGGGCCCAGUCCAAACUACUUUGCUGCUAAUAUUUUCCUCCUGAGUGCUUGCUUUUCAUGCAGACUCUUCGGUCAUUGUUUUUUUCCUCCCCGCCCUCCCCCCGCCUUUUCUUGUCAUUCUUGUUUAUGUUCUGUUUUGUUUUGUUCUUUGAGAAAUAGCUUAUGAAAAUAAUUGUCAGGGUUUGGGGUGUUGUAUAGUUUGGCAGGACACCCCCAUAUGACAAGGAGAAGCAAAAAUCAGUACCACCAAACACGGUGUAUGAAUGGGGAGCAGACCCUAACUUUGGGUUCUCGGUUCACUUGUCAGGGCAUGUGUGCGUGCGUGCGUGCGUGCGUGCGUCUGUGAGUCUGUGCGUCUGUGUGUACGUGAACGACAGAUGGGGGAAGCAGCGUGCUGCGUGUCUCUUACGGAUGUCUCCUGCUGAGAGCUCUGCACUCCCCGGCUGUGUCUGUCUUGCCCUUUGGACAUGCUCAGCGGGGCAGAGGCAGUACCCAGGCAAGCUGGCCAUGGGUGUCCCGGCAGCUGCCAGAAGCGAGGCUCUGCCUCCAGCCUGAGGAAGCCGCCCCACCCCCCACCCCCCUUCUAGGACAGGGCCUGUCCACAGGCUUCUUAGAAGCCACCCUGCAAGAGGCUGAACCAGAACCAGUUGUUCUUAAGCUUGUCUUACUCCCCUCCCUCCAGCCACCCUGCUGCCAUCGUCCUGUCUUUCUUUUUUGGCCACCUGCUCCUGGAUGUCUCCGAGAUGGGCUUCCUGGGGGCUGCAGUAUUGCUCACCCAGUGCCCUCUCAGGCCCCUCGGCCUCUCCCCUGCCUUGGUUACAUCAGGUUUUUCCCGGACUCAGAAAACCAGCUCAGCACUUUCCUCCCCUCUGCAACCUGUGUGUUGAGUUCUGCUGUUAGACCAGCGAGGGGAGCAGCCCCCCUUCCCGCCAAGAAGGAUUCGGUCCAUCAUAACCCAAGGUACCAUCCUGGGCUGACACCUAACUCUUCUUUCAUUUCUUCUACAACUCAUACACUCGUAUGAUAUGUUGACACUGCUCUUAGCUCAAUGAGCAUGUUUAGACUUUAACAUAAGCUAUUUUUCUAACUACAAAGGUUUAAAUGAACAAGAGAAGCAUUCUCAUUGGAAAUUUAGCAUUGUAGUGCUUUGAGAAAGGACUCCUGAAAAAAAAAAAUCUGAGAUUUAUUAAAGAAAAAAAUGUAUUUUAUGUUAUAUAUAAAUAUAUUAUUACUUGUAAAUAUAAAGACGUUUUAUAAGCAUCAUUAUUUAUGUAUUGUGCAAUGUGUAUAAACAAGAAAAAUAAAGAAAAGAUGCACUUUGCUUUAAUAUAAAUGCAAAUAACAAAUGCCAAAUUAAAAAAGAUAAACACAAGAUUGGUGUUUUUUUCUAUGGGUGUUAUCACCUGGCUGAAUGUUUUUCUAAAGGAGUUUAUGUUCCAUUAAACAAUUUUUAAAAUGUAUACUUGA
Molecule: messenger RNA, 3878 nt
Organism: Pteropus alecto (black flying fox)
Lineage: Eukaryota; Metazoa; Chordata; Mammalia; Chiroptera; Pteropodidae
Gene: SMAD7
Product: SMAD family member 7
Exons: 4
Coding region: 1099-2379 (426 amino acids)
Biological process (GO): transforming growth factor beta receptor signaling pathway; regulation of transcription by RNA polymerase II; anatomical structure morphogenesis
Cellular component (GO): heteromeric SMAD protein complex
Molecular function (GO): transcription regulator inhibitor activity; I-SMAD binding
Source: RefSeq, a predicted model, not a curated record